Molecule: messenger RNA, 746 nt
Organism: Condylura cristata (star-nosed mole)
Lineage: Eukaryota; Metazoa; Chordata; Mammalia; Eulipotyphla; Talpidae
Gene: VMO1
Product: vitelline membrane outer layer 1 homolog (chicken)
Exons: 3
Coding region: 83-679 (198 amino acids)
Source: RefSeq, a predicted model, not a curated record
CGCAACCCGCAACCCAACCGGAGCUCUCAAAGGGGCAGGGGUGUUAUAAACCUGCCUUAGGGACUCAACUCACUGCUGCGGGAUGGAGUCUCUUGCAGGAGCUAAAUGGUUGCUGCUACUCUGGAUGUGCUGCGGAUCUGCAAAAGCAGGUGGCCCAAGUGGCUACACGUCGGUCAUCGAGGUGACCAACGGGGGCCCUUGGGGUGACUGGGCCUGGCCGGAGAUGUGUCCUGACGGAUUCUUCGCCAGUGGGUUCUCGCUCAAGGUGGAGCCCGCCCAAGGCAUUCCUGGCGACGACACAGCUCUAAACGGGAUCCGGCUGCACUGUGCGCGAGGGAAUGCGGAGCGCAACACUCAUGUGGUGGAGUCUGAAUCUGGAAGGUGGGGCGCGUGGAGCGAGCCGCUGUGGUGUCCGGGCGGCGGCUUCCUUGUGGCUUUCACGCUCCGAGUGGAGCCUCCCGUGACUCGGGGAGACAACACCGCAGCUAACAAUAUACGCUUCCGCUGCUCUGAUGGUACGGAGCUGGAGGGACCCGGCCAGACCUGGGGCGACUUUGGAGACUGGAGUGACCCAUGCCCUAAAGGCGCUUGCGGCUUGCAGACCAAAAUCGAGCGACCUAGAGGCCUCCGCGACGACACCGCGCUAAACGAUGUGCGCUUUUUCUGUUGUAGUAGUUGACACCUUUGCUCCCUUCUCCCUGACCCAAGCUUGCUCCACCUCCAGCUAUUAAACCUCUCGUCUUGGC